Heterobasidion irregulare TC 32-1 is the source of this 1821-nucleotide messenger RNA. RefSeq lists its product as uncharacterized. The record is from RefSeq and is a predicted model, not a curated record. The transcript is spliced from 4 exons. The coding region runs from base 1 to 1821 and encodes 606 amino acids. NCBI's taxonomy places the organism in Eukaryota, Fungi, Basidiomycota, Agaricomycetes, Russulales, Bondarzewiaceae.
AUGGGGACAGCAAGACGUUGGUACUCCACCGCGCACGACGACAACACGUCGCCAAGGGCAGUAACGCCUCUGCGCCUUUCCAAGCAGACACAAACGCCUUUGAACUCGCUGAAAGGGCAGCCAAGCUGCGCACGGGGCCCCGAGGCGGACGCUCCCGCGUCGGAGAAUGAUAGCACUGGGAUGACCUCGCGCAGGGUCGACGGUGCUUGCGAACGAGUCGCAGCUGGCAGCGGCUGGAUUCAGCGGAUGCCCCGAGACCAGCCGGGAGUGAGAGAAAGGGGUACAACCGAACGGCCGAUCAAUUUCAGUCGCCACUACCGGCGGUCGGCUACAGCCGAUGGAUAUCCCGCCCGUUGGCGACCAGCCCUCGUUUUGCCACCGUCCCAGCGCCACGAAGGCCUCUGCUUCGGCCGGGCGCUCGGCUCGCCGUCCUCUCCCAUCGCUUGUCGCCAGCACCAACGCCUUCAACGUCCCGGCUGCAGAGCGCGUUUGCCUUUGCGCUCCUCGGCGGGCUCAUCCCACACCCUGCUCGAGCAUACGUGGACUCCCAAAGAAGUCCCCCGAGUCACGCGGACGGUGGAUGACGUCCUAACGGUGGAGUCGCUCGAAGAACCCGCCCGCUGCUCUCCUCGGUCUCGGCCGCUCGCUGUCACCAUGCCCAUCAUCGAGAUCGCUGGGAUUCUCGACGGACUGGGGAUGGAUGCCCAUCACGCCCCGCACUUACACACUGCCACGUCGUCGACGGCCAUCGUUGACGUGAUCUCGCCCCAGGCGGGGCAGCGCACACCGGGGCGCCAGCGGCCGUCCGCUCGACGUUUCGCAACAGCGGGUCCGAGUCGGCUGAUGGCGGGCGCGCUCGAUGCUGAACAUCAAAAAUAUCCUGAAACGCAUCGCCGGAAGUGCCCCAGCGCGGAAAGAGCCCCGGCGCACGCGGCCACGCGUUCGUCCGUCCCGAGCGCAUGCCAUCCGCGUUCGCUGCUUUGCUCGAUUUUUCGCCCCCCCGGGGCUGUUCCGCUGCCCCGCAUGGAAGGUCCCGGCCUGUCGCCGAGUGACACCGGGCUCGGCGCCAACACCGUCUCAUCAGCCCGCGGUGCUCACACAAGGCGAGCUGUCGGUCUAUCUUUCUGCGAGAACGUUCGUCGGGCCCCGCCCGCCCACCUGCCAAUAAAACACACCGUCGCCUUCUCCCGUCUGCCCGCCGCCGCACCACCCGACCCACCACCCGAGGCGUCUCCGCCACUUGCAAAAAGUGGCCAAAAAAGGCCCAAAUGGAAGAUCAGAAAGGAUCAGAUCAGAAAGGGAAAGAAACGAGACGAAAAGACCGACGACGACCCGCGCCCUCUUCGUCGUCGGGAAAAUGGCUCGGGGUUCCACAGCGAGAAGCCUCUCGGUCGCUCGCCGUCACCGUCAUCGUCCCGCCGCGCAGUGCUCAGUGCUCAGCGCCUCGAGAACCGCCUUCCCCGCGCGCGAACCCCCAGGGACUUGCCGACACGAACUAAUUCUCGCUGGGCCACAGCUGAGCCGGACUCGGCAUUUUUGCUUCCCAUUUUUUGCCUCUCAUUUUUUGUGCCUCCGCCUACUCUCCGCCCCCGCUUCUGCUUUUCUCGGCGCCGGCGUGGAAGCGCGCGCAGGCUCGCCGCGUCGAGGUGCAAUCAACGCAACAACGGUACUCUCGACGCGAAGACCUGCGAGGACGCGCAGAAGAAGCGGGACCCGAGUGGUAUAUUAGUGGUCGUGGCGAGACCCCCAGCCGGGCCUCUCGAUUUUCAGAUCCGACUCGGUCCGCGCGGUCCCACUGCCACCGUCAUCGUCGUUCCAUAA